AUGAUGAAUCGACAAUUCCUUCUUGUCUUCGUCGCAAUCUGCGUGCUCUCCCAAAAUGCAUCGGCUCUGCGUGGUGCCCUUUUCCGUUCUGGACGUAGCCUCCUUCACCGUCAAAACCUUAAUCAGGAGGCAGUCGCCCAUCAGACUCAUCUGAUCCAAUCCGAGAAGCGCUCUCCGAUCGUGGAGCUCUACCCUGUCGUUGACUCCGGCAAUGUUGAACCAGAAGCCUUCCCGUCCUACUUCCGAUUCUGA
Caenorhabditis briggsae is the source of this 252-nucleotide messenger RNA. NCBI's taxonomy places the organism in Eukaryota, Metazoa, Nematoda, Chromadorea, Rhabditida, Rhabditidae. The transcript is spliced from 3 exons. The record is from RefSeq and is a predicted model, not a curated record. The coding region runs from base 1 to 252 and encodes 83 amino acids.